UCCCAAAACUACACUGACUGUGAAACCAAACCCUGCAUUCACUGGAGAGACAGUCACUCUGAUGUGUUCAGUUGGGUCUGACAGUAGAUGGAGCUAUAAGUGGUACAAAGACUGGAAUUAUAAUGUAGUGUCCCAGUCUGUCAGACACACUAUCACAGGAAACACCCUCACCAUCAGUAGAGCUGCUGAGUCUGACCAGGGUCAGUACUGGUGUGAAGGGAACAGAGUGUCUCGACCCACAUCUUCACAACUAAGUGAUCCUGUCACUCUCACUGUAAAAGCUCUUCCCAAAACUACUCUGACUGUGAAGCCAAACCCUGCAUUCACUGGAGAGAAAGUCACUCUGAUGUGUUCAGUGACGUAUGACAGUAGAUGGAACUAUCAGCAGUACAAAGACUGGAAUUAUAAUGUAGUGUCCCAGUCUGUCAGACACACUAUCACAGGAAACACCCUCACCAUCAGUAGAGCUGCUGAGUCUGACCAGGGUCAGUACUGGUGUGAAGGGAACAGAGUGUCUCGACCCACAUCUUCACAACUAAGUGAUCCUGUCACUCUCACUGUAAAAGCUCUUCCCAAAACUACUCUGACUGUGAAGCCAAACCCUGCAUUCACUGGAGAGAAAGUCACUCUGAUGUGUUCAGUGACGUAUGACAGUAGAUGGAACUAUCAGCAGUACAAAGACUGGAAUUAUAAUGUAGUGUCCCAGUCUGUCAGACACACUAUAACAGGAGACACCUUCACUAUCAGUAGAGCUGCUGAGUCUGACCAGGGUCUCUACUGGUGUGAAGGGAACAGAGUGUCUCGACCCACAUCUUCACAACCAAGUGAUCCUGUCACUCUCACUGUAAAAGCUCUUCCCAAAACUACUCUGACUGUGAAGCCAAACCCUGCAUUCACUGGAGAGACAGUCACUCUGAUGUGUUCAGUGACGUAUAACAGUAGAUGGAACUAUCAGCGGUACAAAGACUGGAAUUAUAAUGUAGUGUCCCAGUCUGUCAGACACACUAUCACAGGAAACACCCUCACCAUCAGUAGAGCUGCUGAGUCUGACCAGGGUCAGUACUGGUGUGAAGGGAACAGAGUGUCUCGACCCACAUCUUCACAACUAAGUGAUCCUGUCACUCUCACUGUAAAAGAUUAUCAGCCGUCGACAUCACUGACUUCAGACAAAGAGGACGUAUUCACAGGAGACAGAGUGACACUGAGCUGUACUGUAGAGUCUCCUGGAUGGAAGUUUUACUGGUACAGACACAGACCAGACUCUACACCAGUAACCACAACCUCUGGAUACUCCUACACACUCAGCAGGGUCAGGGUCUCUGAUGGAGGACGGUACUGGUGCAGAGCUGGGAGAGGAGACCCAGUCUACUACACUCUGUACAGUGACCCAGUCCAGAUAAACAUUACUGAGAGGCCUGUUGCUGUUCUGACCCUCCAACCAAACUGGACCCAGAUAUUCAGUGGAGAGACUGUUACUAUGAGAUGUGACAUACAGGGAGGAGGAGACUCUGUCUGGAACUACAGAUGGUAUAAUAAUAGUCAGUUAUUCAUCCUCUUUAACACAAAGCCUGAGUACAGAAUUAGUCCUGUCUACUGGUCUAACAGUGGAUCAUAUACCUGUGAGGGUGUAAAGGGAAACAAGUUCUCCAAGACCAGUGAGGCUGUAAAACUGACCGUGUCUGAUCAACCCCAACCUGUCCUGAGUAUCUCUCCUCAGUGGCUGAACCCUCGAGACUCGGUGACUCUGAGCUGUGAAGUUGACAAGACGUCUACAGGCUGGAGGUUCUCCUGGUACAGGAUUGUUCCCUACAGAGCUGGGUUACUCUCCCUAUCAGACAAGUCUUACUCUCUACAGCCCCUAUCUGACAAUGUGACUAGUGAAGACUCCUACACUCUGAUCCCUGCUGGUCCUACUCACACAGGAGGAUAUGUGUGUCGAGCUGGGAGAGGAGACCCAGUCUAUGACACACUCUACAGUGAACCUCAGUUUCUCUGGUCAGGAGAUCUGCAGCCUUCAGCGUCUCUUACAGUAAAUCCCAACACAACUCAACACUUUACAUCAAAGUCUCUCUCACUGACCUGUGAGCUGAAGGGGAACUCUACUGGAUGGAGACUGAUGAGCUACAGAGAGAGAAUAGUGAAGUCAGGGUGUGUCUCUACCUGGAGAUCAAUAACAGAAUCCACCUGCACCAUCAGAUCAUUGACAACAUGGUCCAGUGGAGUGUUCUGGUGUGAGUCUGGAUCAGGAGAGAACAGUAAUGCUGUCAACAUCACAGUAAAUGAUGGUGAUGUGAUCCUGGAGAGUCCUGUCCAUCCUGUGACUGAAGGAGACUCUGUGACUCUGACCUGUACAUUUAGACAUCAGGGAACAAAUCCUAAACUCAAUACUGAUUUCUACAAAGAUGGAACAUUCAUCAAGAAUGAGACCACAGGAGAGAUGACCAUCCCUAUAGUAUCCAAGUCAGAUGAAGGAUUCUAUAAGUGUAAAUCUGAUGAAGGAGAAUCACCAGAGAGCUGGGUGACAGUGAGAGCUCCUGGAUCCUCUACAUCAGUCCUAGUAGGAGUGGUUGUGGGUCUGGUUGUUGCUGGUGUUCUACUGGUCAUUCUCCUGGUACUGCUGGUGAGAUAUAAAAACAGCAAAGGUUCCUGUUUCAACAGAAUAUUCUGGCCCCCUCAGCCCCAGAGCACCAACCAUGACCCCCAACAGGACCAAGGAUCUACCCAGGGUGACACUAACAUCUACGAUACGAUCAAUUCCUCAGACAACAAUGAUAAUGAUGUUGCUGGUGCUUCUGCUGCUGGACCAAGUCAUGUGACUUACGCCCAGAUUCAUCUGAAAAAGUUGGGCAAGAAAAAGAAAGAAAAGAGAAAUGAUCCUAAAGACUAUCCAGUCUACUCUGAGGUGAAGACAGGGAAAGCCACUGCAGCAGCUGGACCUGUUAAUGUGACCUAUGCUGAGGUUGACCUCCAAAAGAAGACCAAAGCCAAGAAGAAGAGAGAAACAGCAACCCCACCUGAGCCAGAAUCUGUCUAUUCUCUAGUGAAGCCAUACACAGCCCCCGCAGCUGGACCUGUUGAUGUGACCUAUGCUGAGGUUGAUCUCCAAAAGAAGGUCAAAACCAAGAAGAAGAGAGAAAGAGCAACCCCACCAGAGGCAGAUUCAGUCUAUUCUCGAUUGAAGCCACGAUAAUGCCCCGGUAAGACUAAUAGCCAUAUGGUAUUGAUACUAAAAUUAUAUAAAUCUGGAACUAAUGUUCUAAUAUCAAAUUCUAAUGUAUCUAUUUAAAGUACAGUGGGGCAAAAAAGUAUUUAGUCAGCCACCAAUUGUGCAAGUUCUCCCACUUAAAAAGGUGAGAAAGGCCUGUAAUUUUCAUCAUAGGUACACUUCAACUAUGACAGAAAAAAAAUCCAGAAAAUCACAUUGUAGGAUUUUUUAUUAAUUUAUUUGCAAAUUAUGGUGGGAAAUAAGUAUUUGGUCAAUAACAAAAGUUUAUCUCAAUACUUUGUUAUAUACCCUUUGUUGGCAAUGACAGAGGUCAAACGUUUUCUGUAAGUCUUCACAAGGUUUUCACACACUGUUGCUGGUAUUUUGGCCCAUUCCUCCAUGCAGAUCUCCUGUAGAGCAGUGAUGUUUUGGGGUUGUUGCUGGGCAACACGGACUUUCAACUCCCUCCAAAGAUUUUCUAUGGGGUUGAGAUCUGGAGACUGGCUAGACCACUCCAGGACCUUGAAAUGCUUCUUACGAAGCCACUCCUUCGUUGCCCGGGCGGUGUGUUUGGGAUCAUUGUCAUGCUGAAAGACCCAGCCACGUUUCAUCUUCAAUGCCCUUGCUGAUGGAAGGAGGUUUUCACUCAAAAUCUCACGAUACAUGGCCCCAUUCAUUCUUUCCUUUACACGGAUCAGUCGUCCUGGUCCCUAUGCAGAAAAACAGCCCCAGAGCAUGAUGUUUCCACCCCCAUGCUUCACAGUAGGUAUGGUGUUCUUUGGAUGCAACUCAGCAUUCUUUGUCCUCCAAACACGACGAGUUGAGUUUUUACCAAAAAGUUAUAUUUUGGUUUCCUCUGACCAUAUGACAUUCUCCCAAUCUUCUUCUGGAUCAUCCAAAUGCUCUCUAGCAAACUUCAGACGGGCCUGGACAUGUACUAGCUGAAGAAGGGGGACACGUCUGGCAUUGCAGGAUUUGAGUCCCUGGCGGCGUAGUGUGUUACUGAUGGUAGGCUUUGUUACUUUGGUCCCAGCUCUCUGCAGGUCAUUCACUAGGUCCCAUUGUGUGGUUCUGGGAUUUUUGCUCACCGUUCUUGUGAUCAUUUUGACCCCAUGGGGUGAGAUCUUGCGUGGAGCCCCAGAUCGAGGGAGAUUAUCAGUGGUCUUGUAUGUCUUCCAUUUCCUAAUAAUUGCUCCCACAGUUGAUUUCUUCAAACCAAACUGCUUACCUAUUGCAGAUUCAGUCUUCCCAGCCUAGUUCAGGUCUACAAUUUUGUUUCUGGUUUCCUUUGACAGCUAUUUGGUCUUGGCCAUAGUGGAGUUUGGAGUGUGACUGUUUGAGGUUGUGGACAGGUGUCUUUUAUACUGAUAACAAGUUCAAACUUGUGCCAUUAAUAUAAGUAACGAGUGGAGGACAGAGGAGCCUCUUAAAGAAGAGGUCUGUGAGAGCCAGAAAUCUUGCUUGUUUGUAGAUGACCAAAUACUUAUUUUCCACCAUAAUUUGCAAAUAAAUUCAUUAAAAAUCCUACAAUGUGAUUUUCUGGAUUUUUUUUCUCAUUUUGUCUGUCAUAGUUGAAGUGUACCUAUGAUGACAAUUACAGGCCUCUCUCAUCAUUUUAAGUGGGAGAACUUGCACAAUUGGUGGCUGACUAAAUACUUUUUUGCCCCACUGUAUGUCUCUAUGUUUUAUUCUUAGGGGAUUGUUUUACUUCAUGCAGGUCCUUGAGGGAGAUGGAGGGAUAAUUAACUUUGUGUGGUGAUAUGUUACAGGUCCUUGAGGGAGAUGGAGGGAUAAAUAACUUUGUGUGGUGAUAUGUUACAGGUCCUUGAGGGAGUCUGAGGGAUAAAUAACUUUUUGUGGUGAUAUGUUACAGGUCCUUGAGGGAGAUGGAGGGAUAAAUAACUUUGUGUGGUGAUAUGUUACAGGGCCUUGAGGGAGAUGGAGGGAUAAAUAACUUUGUGUGGUGAUAUGUUACAGGUCCUUGAGGGAGAUGGAGGGAUAAAUAACUUUGUGUGGUGAUAUGUUACAGGUCCUUGAGGGAGAUGGAGGGAUAAAUAACUUUGUGUUGUGAUAUGUUACAGGUCCUUGAGGGAGAUGGAGGGAUAAAUAACUUUGUGUGGUGAUAUGUUACAGGGCCUUGAGGGAGAUGGAGGGAUAAAUAACUUUGUGUGGUGAUAUGUUACAGGUCCUUGAGGGAGAUGUAGGGAUAAAUAACUUUGUGUGGUGAUAUGUUACAGGGCCUUGAGGGAGAUGGAGGGAUACAUAACUUUGUGUGGUGAUAUGUUACAGGUCCUUGAGGGAGAUGGAGGGAUAAAUAACUUUGUGUGGUGAUAUGUUACAGGGCCUUGAUGGAGGGAUAAAUAACUUUGUGUGGUGAUAUGUUACAGGGCCUUGAGGGAGAUGGAGGGAUAAAUAACUUUGUGUGGUGAUAUGUUACAGGUCCUUGAAGGAGAUGGAGGGAUAAAUAACUUUGUGUGGUGAUAUGUUACAGGUCCUUGAGGGAGAUGGAGGGAUACAUAACUUUGUGUGGUGAUAUGUUACAGGUCCUUGAGGGAGAUGGAGGGAUAAAUAACUUUGUGUGGUGAUAUGUUACAGGUCCUUGAGGGAGAUGGAGGGAUAAAUAACUUUGUGUGGUGAUAUGUUACAGGUCCUUGAGGGAGAUGGAGGGAUAAAUAACUUUGUGUGGUGAUAUGUUACAGGUCCUUGAGGGAGAUGGAGGGAUAAAUAACUUUGUGUGGUGAUAUGUUACAGGUCCUUGAGGGAGAUGGAGGGAUAAAUAACUUUGUGUGGUGAUAUGUUACAGGUCCUUGAGGGAGAUGGAGGGAUAAAUAACUUUGUGUGGUGAUAUGUUACAGGUCCUUGAGGGAGAUGGAGGGAUAAAUAACUUUGUGUGGUGAUAUGUUACAGGUCCUUGAGGGAGUCUGAGGGAUAAAUAACUUUGUGUGGUGAUAUGUUACAGGUCCUUGAUGGAGGGAUAAAUAACUUUGUGUGGUGAUAUGUUACAGGGCCUUGAUGGAGGGAUACAUAACUUUGUGUGGUGAUAUGUUACAGGUCCUUGAGGGAGAUGGAGGGAUAAAUAACUUUGUGUGGUGAUGUGUUACAGGUCCUUGAGGGAGAUGGAGGGAUAAAUAACUUUGUGUGGUGAUAUGUUACAGGUCCUUGAGGGAGAUGGAGGGAUAAAUAACUUUGUGUGGUGAUAUGUUACAGGUCCUGGAAGGAGAUGGAGGGAUAAAUAACUUUGUGUGGUGAUAUGUUACAGGUCCUGGAAGGAGAUGGAGGGAUAAAUAACUGUGUGUGGUGAUAUGUUACAGGUCCUUGAGGGAGAUGGAGGGAUAAAUAACUUUGUGUGGUGAUAUGUUACAGGUCCUUGAGGGAGAUGGAGGGAUAAAUAACUUUGUGUGGUGAUAUGUUACAGGUCCUUGAGGGAGAUGGAGGGAUAAAUAACUUUGUGUGGUGAUAUGUUACAGGUCCUUGAGGGAGAUGGAGGGAUAAAUAACUUUGUGUGGUGAUAUGUUACAGGUCCUGGAAGGAGAUGGAGGGAUAAAUAACUUUGUGUGGUGAUAUGUUACAGGUCCUUGAGGGAGAUGGAGGGAUAAAUAACUUUGUGUGGUGAUAUGUUACAGGUCCUUGAGGGAGAUGGAGGGAUAAAUAACUUUGUGUGGUGAUAUGUUACAGGUCCUUGAGGGAGAUGGAGGGAUAAAUAACUUUGUGUGGUGAUAUGUUACAGGUCCUUGAGGGAGAUGGAGGGAUAAAUAACUUUGUGUGGUGAUAUGUUACAGGUCCUUGAGGGAGAUGGAGGGAUAAAUAACUUUGUGUGGUGAUAUGUUACAGGUCCUUGAGGGAGAUGGAGGGAUAAAUAACUUUGUGUGGUGAUAUGUUACAGGGCCUUGAGGGAGAUGUAGGGAUAAAUAACUUUGUGUGGUGAUAUGUUACAGGUCCUUGAGGGAGAUGGAGGGAUAAAUAACUUUGUGUGGUGAUAUGUUACAGGUCCUUGAGGGAGAUGGAGGGAUAAAUAACUUUGUGUGGUGAUAUGUUACAGGUCCUUGAGGGAGUCUGAGGGAUAAAUAACUUUGUGUGGUGAUAUGUUACAGGUCCUUGAGGGAGAUGGAGGGAUAAAUAACUUUGUGUGGUGAUAUGUUACAGGUCCUUGAUGGAGGGAUAAAUAACUUUGUGUGGUGAUAUGUUACAGGUCCUUGAGGGAGAUGGAGGGAUAAAUAACUUUGUUUGGUGAUAUGUUACAGGUCCUUGAGGGAGAUGGAGGGAUAAAUAACUUUGUGUGGUGAUCUACUACAGGUCCUUGAGGGAGAUGGAGGGAUAAAUAACUUUGUGUGGUGAUAUGUUACAGGUCCUGGAAGGAGAUGGAGGGAUAAAUAACUUUGUGUGGUGAUAUGUUACAGGUCCUUGAGGGAGAUGGAGGGAUAAAUAACUUUGUGUGGUGAUAUGUUACAGGUCCUUGAGGGAGAUGGAGGGAUAAAUAACUUUGUGUGGUGAUAUGUUACAGGUCCUGGAAGGAGAUGGAGGGAUAAAUAACUUUGUGUGGUGAUAUGUUACAGGUCCUUGAGGGAGAUGGAGGGAUAAAUAACUUUGUGUGGUGAUAUGUUACAGGUCCUGGAAGGAGAUGGAGGGAUAAAUAACUUUGUGUGGUGAUAUGUUACAGGUCCUGGAAGGAGAUGGAGGGAUAAAUAACUUUGUGUGGUGAUAUGUUACAGGUCCUGGAAGGAGAUGGAGGGAUAAAUAACUUUGUGUGGUGAUAUGUUACAGGUCCUUGAGGGAGAUGGAGGGAUAAAUAACUUUGUGUGGUGAUAUGUUGCAGGUCCUUGAUGGAGGGAUAAAUAAUUUUGUGUUGUGAUAUGUUAGAGGUCCUUGUGGGAGAUGGAGGGACACUUCAUCAGAGGAGGAGCAGGAUAAACCUGGGAAUAUGGAUUAUGCACACACGCAAGCGCACCCACGCGCAAGCGCACCCACGCAAGCGCCCUCACACAUACACAUAAGGAUUUAUAUGUAUAUAUAACAACAUAUAUAUUUGAUUUAAUAUUGGUUUUUGUGUAUAACUGCAACAGCUUUUUAAACAAUGAUAUGGUGUUGUGGAUAUUAUCUGCAGCUACAGCUAACUAUACAUUUUGAGAGUAAUGAAACUGGAAGGGAUGAUAGAUGAUCAGGGAAGCAGAUCUGAUGACACCGAGGUCUGAGGAAGCAUUGACGGUCUGAUGAUCCUUUGAACAGAGGGAGCCGCUCAGAGUAGAAAAACAGUCAGGGUCCGUAGCCUCAGCAGCGCACCAUGCUGGUGAUGCUUAGCUUAGCUGGCUAGCCACUCCUCUCCACUAACUCUAUGUAGCACCCACUUGGGUGAUGCUAUUAUGCUGCCACAAAGAUGCUGGAAGAAUAACAUUAGCAGUUAGAGUAUCUUAUCCACUAGUCCCAGCCAUCUCCUCAUGCAGUCCUCUCACUUCUUCUGCUUCUCUCCAGUGUUGUGACAUUCUAGUCCAUUCACAUACACACAGUCUCCAAGCUAGCUUGUUAGAUAGCAAUUGAGCCAAAACUGGCAAAUUUGAACUUUAAAAUCAUUAUUGAUGACCAAUUAAUUAUGGAUUCUAAAUUACCAAUCAAAAAACAAAAAGCUGAUAGAAAAAUGGCCAUACAAAAAAACUUAAAGGCCCAGUGCAGUCAAAAAAUGUGAUAUCCUGUGUUGUGUGUAUAUACACUGAGUAUACCAGACAUUAGGAACUACUGCCUAAUAUUCAGUUUGCCCCUUCCCACUCAGACCACUCCCAGACAUUCAUAGCAUCAUUCUUGUUUGACAAAUUGCUCUUUGCUUAGAAUUUGUUUUUGUUAAUUUUUUUUACCACAAUCACAGUAAGAUUCUUACUUGUUACCCAGAAAUUAUUUGAUAUCGAGAUAAAAGUGGACCUUUAAAGACCACUAAAUAUGAUUAAAUGUACAAAACAUUUAUGAGAACGAUCAUCCAUGGCUUCCAUAGCGGCACCAUCGUGGCUAUUUUUUAUUUAUUGUUUAUGUUGUCAAUGUCUGAAAUGUAUUAUCUUUGAUGAAUUUUUCUGUCAUUACAUGAUAUAAUAACAUUUUUCUUUAUGAUUUUUACAGAAUACUUUCAGUAUUAUACAUGUUUUUUUUCUAUUCAACUGUACUUUUUCAAUAUCUUUGCAUUGCGCUUUUUUAAUAAACUUAAGUUUUUCAUCCACAAGAUAGAA
Molecule: messenger RNA, 9411 nt
Organism: Oncorhynchus keta (chum salmon)
Lineage: Eukaryota; Metazoa; Chordata; Actinopteri; Salmoniformes; Salmonidae
Product: hemicentin-2-like
Exons: 30
Coding region: 62-3190 (1042 amino acids)
Biological process (GO): cell surface receptor signaling pathway
Molecular function (GO): transmembrane signaling receptor activity
Source: RefSeq, a predicted model, not a curated record